Molecule: messenger RNA, 4082 nt
Organism: Musa acuminata subsp. malaccensis (wild Malaysian banana)
Lineage: Eukaryota; Viridiplantae; Streptophyta; Magnoliopsida; Zingiberales; Musaceae
Product: filament-like plant protein 4
Source: RefSeq, a predicted model, not a curated record
UUUCUUUUCUUUGUGUGCUCUCGUCUCUGUUCUCCGUUCUCUGUUCUCUGUUCUCUGUUCUUCUUGUAUGAGCACGAAGUGGCAUCGAGAAGUAUGACUCGGAGAGAGGUGGCGCAGCAGACAAGGCAAUAACUAUCUCGAUCUCCUCCUCCACCGCCAUUCUAUGUAUCUCUCCGUCUCCACCGAACUUGUGUAUAUAUCCAACUAAGGUAGGGAAAAAGAAUCGAUACGGAGAAAGAACCGCAUCUUUCUUCCAUUGUUCCUCUGCAUCGCUUCUUCGGACCAAAACCACACGGCUCGCCAGAUCUGAUCCCAGAAUUCGAACCGCGCGAACUGCAUUCCAUCUGGAUAUUUAAUUGAUGAUGGAUCGGCGAAGUUGGCCUUGGAAGAAGAAGUCAUCUGAAAAGGCAGCGACUACAACUGAUUCCUCCACUGCAAUUUCAUCUAGUUCUGGUGGAAAUAAAGUUGAUCAGGAUAGUAAUACUAUUAGCUAUGUACAAAUUUCUGUGGAAUCAUAUGCCCACCUGACUGAAUUGGAAGACCAAGUGAAGACCUUACAAGAAAAAUUAUCUGCAGCACAAACUGAGAUGACAACUAAGGAUAAUCUAGUCAAGCAACAUGCUAAAGUUGCUGAAGAAGCAGUUUCAGGUUGGGAAAAAGCUGAAGCUGAAUCAUCUGCACUGAAAAAUCAACUUGAAUCUGUCACAUUGUUGAAGCUUACUGCUGAAGAACGCGCAUCUCAUCUCGAUGGUGCCCUGAAGGAGUGCAUGAAGCAGAUAAGAAACGUGAAGGAAGAAAGCGAGCAAAAAUUGCAUGAUGUAGUCUUCGCCAAAACUAAGCAAUGGGAAAAAAUGAAGGCAGAGCUAGGAGCAAAGCUAGAUGAUUUUGACCAGGAGCUGCUCAGAGCUUCUGCUGAAAAUGCAGCUCUUUCAAGAUCUCUUCAAGAACGUGCAGAUAUUCUGAUGAAAAUUACUGAUGAGAAGUUGCAAGCUGAUACUGAAAUUGAAGUGCUAAAGGGCAAUAUACUAUCAUGUGAAAAAGAAAUUAAUUCAUUGAAAUAUGAACUACAUGUUGUUUCUAAAGAGCUUGAAAUUCGGAAUGAAGAGAAAAAUAUGAGCGUAAAGUCUGCUGAUGCAGCAAACAAGCAGCACCUGGAGGAUGUCAAGAAAAUAUCAAAACUGGAAGCAGAAUGCCAAAGAUUACGUGGCCUUGUUAGAAAAAAGCUGCCUGGACCCGCUGCAUUAGCACAAAUGAAGCUAGAGGUUGAGAGUUUAGGCCGUGAUCAUGGUGAGAGUAGAUUGCGGCGCUCACCUGCUAAGAAUCUUGGUACUAAUCACAUAUCAACACCGGCUCUGGAUUUUGCCUCUGAAAGCAUUUACACUUUGCAGAAGGAGAAUGAGUUUCUUACAGCACGCUUAUUAGCAACUGAGGAAGAAACGAAAAUGCUAAAAGAGGCUUUAUCAAACCGUAACAGUGAGUUACAGGCUUCAAGAAACAUUUUUGCUAAAACAGCAAGCAAGCUUCGUAGUGUUGAAGCACGGAUGCUGGCUCUGAACCCGCAAAAGUUCUUAUCAAAUCCAAGUUUUGACAUCUCUUCUGAUACCAAUUUGAGCCAAAAUGAAAGUCACCCACCAAGCUUGACCUCAAUGUCUGAAGAUGGAAAUGAUGAAGUAGAAAGUUAUUCUGAACCUUGGGCUACACCAUUAACGUCAGAUCUCUCACAAAUCAAGAAAGAAAAAGGCACUGAAAAGAGUAAGAAUACUGGCAAUUCAAACCAUUUGGAACUUAUGGAUGACUUUCUAGAGAUGGAGAGGUUAGCUUGUUUGUCAACAGAGUCUAAUGGAACAAUGACGAUAUCUGAUGGUGUCCUUGAUAAGCUGAAAACUGUAAAUAAUGAUGGUACUUUGUCGGCUGAUGUUCAAAAGGAUGCUACUAGUAAAGAGCAACAUCUGGCAUCAGAGAAGACAGGUCUGCCUUGCACAAAUCAAAUGUGUUCUGAGGGAGAACUUGCAACGAAUAAGCUCAGUUCUCUGUUGAGAAAGCUUCAGUCAAGAAUAAACUCUACUUUUAACUUGUCAGAUCAGGAAGUUGAUAUCGGUAAAGUGUUGGAGGAUAUAAAACAUAUUGUGCAGGAAACACAGGAAGAGUUGCCUCAGCAUUCUGUAAGCUGUGUUAUCGAAGAAAAUUACUCUACAGAUGCUUCUUGUCAUAAAAGAGAUUGCUAUGAUGAUGUGGACAAGACUACCGAUAUAGGCAUUUCUUCUAAGCAAGAUGAUAUUUCAUGCGCUGAUGAUAAGCAGAACUUAGGUCAAGAGUUCAAAAAUGCUUUGUCAGAGAUUCAAGAUUUUGUUACAUCUGUUGGUAAAGAAUCCUCAGAACUACAAGAUAGGCAAUCUGGUGGUCCAAUACUAAGUGAGAAAAUCCAGCAGUUCUCUUCUUAUGUCAAUGAUGUACUACACAACGAAAAAAGCUUGAAUGAUUUGAUACUUAUUUUAUCCCAUAUUUUGUCCGAAGCCAGUGAGAUGGGCUUUAAAAUGACCUUUAAAAUGGGCAAUGAAUGGGAAAGCAAUAUUUCAGACUGCAUAGAUAAGGUAACAUUACUUGAAAACAGAGUGGCUCAGCAUGAACCAAGAAAUGAGAUUUUAUCAGGAAGGUCUAUCGCUCCGUCUCAUUCUUCCUCUCAUCCAGAUAUCGAGGGGCCUAUCAGUGACAGCUUUGAACAAAGGAGCACGACACAGAAGUUUUCAUUGAAGGAAUUUGAAGAGAUGAGGUUGGAGAAAAAAAACAUGCAAACGGAACUGUCUACUUGUACUGAAUUGUUGGAAGGGACAAAACUUCGUCUAGUCGAAGCAGAACAAAGUUUGGCAGAGCUUAAAUCUCAAUUGGCUGCUAGCCAAAAAUCAAACAGCUUGUCUGAAACACAGUUAAAGUGUAUGGCCGAGUCCUACAAGUUGCUGGAAUCACGCGAACAGCAGUUAGAAGCCAAAGUAAACAUUCUACGUACAGAAGUACAAACAUUGAACAAUGAACUUGGUGAGGAAAAGCGUAUUCAUCAGGAUGAUUUGACCAAAUUAAGAGAUCUUCAAGAGAAGAUCGAGAGGAAUGAAAAUUGUUCAAUGUGCUCAGAUGCUGACAAUGACAAGACAAAACAGGAGAAAGAGAUAGCAGCCGCUGCGGAGAAGCUUGCGGAGUGUCAAGAGACCAUACUUCUGCUUGGAAGGCAAUUGCAAACGUUGCGUCCACCAGCAGAACAAUCAGAUUCCUUUCCAAAUAACAGAAAUCACUUAAAUGACUAUUUCGAAGACGCACUGGACUCUACUGGCUUUAACACUCAAAGCAUGCAUAAUUCAAGGUACAUGGCAUCUGAGACAGAAAGUGCUGCUGCUUUUGUGACACCAAGAACCGGUGGUGAAUCCCCAUUGGAUGGAUACAGCUCCCAGAUUAGCCCAUCCGACAAUGAAGCAAGUCCAUUUCCCAGAUCACCUAUCAACUCAAAGCAUCAAAAGCAUAGGUCUUCCAGGUCAUCGUCUUCUACUUCUUUUCCUAAUGCCUUGCCCGAUAAGCAGGGUCGUGGUUUUAGCAGGUUUUUCUCCAAGACAAAAGGCGAUCACUAAUUUAUGCUUUUGAGAAAACUUUUCUUUUGAUGGAUAUUCUAAAAGAACUCUCCGCAGAUUGAUAAAUGAGUGCACAGUGGUUGAUCCACCAAUUAAUCUUCAAAGUUGAGCUCAUAACUUGUAGUUUUCAGCCUUUAGGCGGGUUACGCUUGUUUUUGGUGGUAAUUACCAAAUCUACUUGCAAUUGAGCCGCCCGCCUUCCUUGAAAGUUUGUUUGGAUUGCAACUUGGAGCAACAUCCAUGUCCUCCAUGAUGAUCAACAGUUAUAAUGGCAGUUGUGGGUUUACCAGACAAAAAAUUCUGUACAUUGUCGCGUGAAGACAACAUUUUCCUGUUACGGUAGUAAGCAUAUAGUAAACCAACUAUGUUCUUAGAACACCGAUUGAUGUAUAGUAAACUGGCAUAAAUUAUGUUUCUUUAAAGAUUCCAAGUUUGGUUUGUGAAUUCAAUCAACGUUUGAAAUCUCCA